CGUCAGAAGCGCGCUAGUAGCUUCACUUCGCGAGUAACGGAAGCGGCCUAGCUUGCUGCGCCAAGCUCAACUUUUUAUCAUUCCUUCCUUACCUGCUUUUGGCUUCUCACUUCGGGGAGGCCACGGUCUCUGGUUCAGCCGCUUCGGGCUGCGCCUGUCACUUUGCCGCCAUGAAACUCGUGCGAUUUCUUAUGAAACUUAGUCAUGAAACUGUGACCAUUGAACUGAAAAACGGGACCCAGGUACAUGGAACCAUUACAGGAGUGGAUGUCAGUAUGAAUACCCAUCUUAAAGCUGUAAAAAUGACUUUGAAGAACAGAGAACCUGUCCAGUUGGAGACAUUGAGCAUUCGAGGCAAUAAUAUCAGAUACUUUAUUCUGCCAGACAGUUUGCCCCUUGAUACUCUGCUGGUGGAUGUUGAACCAAAAGUCAAAUCCAAGAAAAGGGAGGCAGGACGUGGUAGAGGACGUGGAAGAGGAAGAGGACGUGGAAGAGGAAGAGGGGGUCCAAGACGAUAAUUUCUUUAUAACUGCUAUAAAAAAAGAACCAUGCAGCUAUGAAAAAAACCCCAUACAACUUUUGUACAGGUUUUGUUUUGUGUCAGUUUUUAAUAAACACAUGUGGAAAAUGUGUCAA
Molecule: messenger RNA, 636 nt
Organism: Candoia aspera
Lineage: Eukaryota; Metazoa; Chordata; Lepidosauria; Squamata; Candoiidae
Gene: SNRPD1
Product: small nuclear ribonucleoprotein D1 polypeptide
Exons: 4
Coding region: 171-518 (115 amino acids)
Biological process (GO): spliceosomal snRNP assembly; RNA processing
Cellular component (GO): precatalytic spliceosome; U12-type spliceosomal complex; catalytic step 2 spliceosome
Molecular function (GO): RNA binding
Source: RefSeq, a predicted model, not a curated record